ACUGUAUGCACCUCUAUACAUAUAUUACAAGAUUUUAUUUUUAUUACGUGUUGAGUUAAGGUGUGGUGUAUAAACUGUGGUUUAAAUGUUUUUAACAACAUGAUCCAAGUAUUUGUGACGUUUUCCCAGGAUGUAUAUUACCCCGGUCAGUUGAUACAGGGUAGGGUGAUAAUAGAAGUUAAAAAGGAAGAGACGAUUCGUGGUAUCGAUCUAUAUUUCAACGGAGUUGCCAAUGUUAGAUGGAAGGAGACAAAAACACUGGAAAUAAAACAAUUUACAAAAACUACAAAUUAUUUUUCAAAACAUAUUUCCUUGCUUAAAGGAAAUCAGACGUUAUCGACCGGAAGAAAUGUAUACCCAUUCCAAUACCAAUUACCUGGUGGUAUACCGUCGUCAUUUCAAGGACAAUAUGGCGGAGUUCAAUAUCGUUUAAAGUGUGUUGUUGACUCUCCAUUUAAACAAGUUAAGAUUAUUGCCGAUAAGAAGAUAUCUGUAAUCCAUGAUUUGGAUCUCAACUCAGAACCCCAAGCCAGGGAAAGUCCAUUAUUAGAAAAACAGCUGACUUUAAGCGGUGGUCUGUACCGUACUCCUGGACGAAUAAAGGUUGCAUUUAAACUAAAUCAAUGUGGUUAUGUACCCGGUGAAUCAAUUCCCAUCCACGCCACGGUACAAAAUGAAAGUAGUAAAACAUUAAAAGGUUCAAGUGUAUGUCUUAAACAAGUUGUUAAAUACCAUGCAGAAAACAAAACAAAAGUAGCAUGCGAAGUGAUUACAAAGCUUUCCCGUGGACGAAUAAAACCGGGUGGUGAAGAAGUAUGGGAAGGUGAAUCAUUGAUGGUACCCCAAGUACCGGUUUCCAGAUUGCCUGCUUGUUCUUUUAUUGAAAUAUUUUAUGUAAUUACGUUUAUAGUCGACGUGGGUUUUCUUAAUUCAUGCGUAGAACUGAGUAAGGAUAUUUUAAUUGGGUCUGUUCCGCUACGUAUCGGUGAUGGACAAAGAGAAUAUGACCAACACAGCCACCCUUCUGGUACAAAUGAUGGUAUCUUGCAGUCAAAACCAGGGAAAUUAGAAAAGUCACCCACUACUUUAUCCCGUCCUGUUACCCCACCACCAUCCUAUGAUGAGGUUGUAUUAUCUGAAAAGCACACGCUGAACAAGUCGUGCCCUGACAAUUAAAAAAGCCAGAAUGAAAGAUGUGUUUGAUGUUAUUGUCUACCUCGGGGUCUUGGUUUAGCUUGGUGCCUAGUUUAGCUUGGUGCCUAGUUUAGUUUGGUGCCUAGCUUUGCUUGGUGCCUGGUUUGGUUCGGUACCUUAUACUUUUUUUUUUUAUCUUAGUUUUGAUAUUUUUGCCAAACAGUGUUAGACAAUAUACAAUACACUACAUUUAUUAUAAUAUCACCAUUAUAAUACCAUUAAUAUUGUUAAAACAAAUAUAUCAUUAAUAUUGUUACAACUAAUAUCACUCCAUUAUUGUUACAGUAAAUAUCACCUUUAUAAUACCAUUAAUAUUGUUACAGUUAAUAUUGAAUGUUACAACAAAUAUCACCAUUAAUAUUGAAUGUUAUAACUAAUAUCACCAUUAAUAUUGAAUGUUACAACUAAUAUCACCAUUAAUAUUGUUACAACUAAUAUAUCAUUAAUAUUGUUACAACUAAUAUCACCAUUAAUAUUGUUACAACUAAUAUAUCAUUAAUAUUGUUACAACUAAUAUCACCAUUAAUAUUGAAUGUUACAACUAAUAUCACCAUUAAUAUUAUAAUAUCAUUAAUACUGUUACAAUUAAUAUCACCAUUAAUAUUGUUACAACUAAUAUAUCAUUAAUAUUGAUACAAUUAAUAUCACCAUUAAUAUUAUAAUAUCACCUAGUAAUUAUUGCGUAAAGGUAAAUAUUCGUCAUUCCUCCUUAUUGAAAUAAGACUACUUGCGUAAAGUUAAACAUCGGCUACUUUCUAGAUAUGUAAACCUUCUCAUUACAUUUACAGAAGACCGACUUUAUCGCCGGUGAAAACCCGUACUAUACAUGGACAAUGGACCUUUAAUAGAGCCUAUAUAUAUACAUUGUAUAUUCUCCUCUAAAUAUAUUUAUAAAACAUAAAUUUAUACAGAUCGAAUAUGCUUGCAAAUGUACUUUUAAAAGAUCACCCCGAUUUUAAUUGUUGAACCGUUGAAUAAAAUAUGUUUUUUGACAAAAGAAAA
Patella vulgata (common limpet) is the source of this 2196-nucleotide messenger RNA. Its product is annotated as arrestin domain-containing protein 2. The transcript has 7 exons. Gene Ontology annotation, biological process: protein transport. Bases 100 to 1176 code for a protein of 358 amino acids. NCBI's taxonomy places the organism in Eukaryota, Metazoa, Mollusca, Gastropoda, Patellidae. Gene Ontology annotation, cellular component: cytoplasm. The record is from RefSeq and is a predicted model, not a curated record.